Messenger RNA from Symbiodinium sp. CCMP2456, 1492 nucleotides. The record is from the annotation of a GenBank genome assembly. NCBI's taxonomy places the organism in Eukaryota, Dinophyceae, Suessiales, Symbiodiniaceae.
GAGUCUGACGAAGCUAUGCGACGCUCUUUGUCUACUUUUCUGCCGGACAGUGCGUGUGUUUUCGGCAACGUGUUGCAGGUUUUCCGAGAUGCGCAAGAAGCUUCCGAAGCUAUCCGAUUGCGGGCCACACUGCAGGAGAAAGUCGCUUGUGCUCGGAGUCUACCGUGUGUGAAUUGUGGCUUUUGCUACAAACAUGGGCGGUUCUGCCCAUUUUUUCAACGUGCGGAAGUGCGUGUGCAGGGACCUCCUUGUCCGGAUUUCUCUGCAAUGGGAAACAGAGCCGGAGUGCAUGGCCAACACUUGCCGGCCAUAUUGGCGGGCGGUGCAAAAGCCAGCGCAGGGAAAUCUGCGAUGGUCAUCGUCGAGAACGUGCCUGGCUUCCCCUUACAUCUGGCCGAAGCAGCAUAUGACGGUUACGACUUUGUUGAGAGCUUGCAGGAGCCCUAUAUGGUCGGGUUUGAGUUCAUGUCCCGCACAAGGAAGUUCUUCGCUGGCUACCGCAGGGACAGAGUCGUUUCGACUUUCGACGUCAGCUGCGGAGCUUACUCUGUGGAAGCCCAGCAGAUGUGCGGGAAGAUUGCUUCAACUUGGCCUGCACGCGUUCAGCGUGCCUCCAAGUAUCUAAACGAUUGGAGCUGUUCCGUGAAAGCAAAAUGCUCAUACGAGGACUUGAUCUGCGGGGGCGUCAUGUUUAGUCCCGCCGCGGGUCGGCAAUGCCUCCUGAAGGAGCUGUACAUGGGCAUGGGUUUCCCUACUUUCCGGGGAUUGGCUGAUGCAGCAGGUGCCUUAGGAAACAGUCAGGUCGUUCCGCAGGUAGGUGUCUUCGCUUUGUGCGCGCUUGCCAGCGCGCAUGCUCUUUGCCUGGAGCUCUUUUUGCAGAUCAAGUCUGGGGUCCUUUGCCUUACUCUGCGUGCAAUGGCUGGAAGACCCCCGCCACCUUUCUCGGGUGGGUUUUUCUCCGCGCCACCUCCUCCAGGUGCUGGGACAUCCGCUGCAGCCCCAGCAUUCAGCGGUCCAGCUGCUGGGACAUGCCCGCCAGCGUUGAGCGGUCCACCUGUGCCUCCGUCUGUGACCGCCGUGACCGGUGCUUCCUUGGGUGCUGCGCCGGCGCCGACCAUGUUUCCCUCGAUGCCCGCCUCGUCCCUUCCUUUGCAAAUGGUGCCGCAUCCGUCUGCUGUGGGGGCUGUACCGAUGCUGCCUGCUACAUCUCCUGCAUUGAUGCCGAAGAGAGGCGCGACAGGGCCCAGAGCGAGCAAACGCAAAGAAGACCUACCGGCAGUGCCGACCGGUAGAAAACCCAAACCGGUGGCGGUGUCAGUUGCGACAGUCGUCAAAGGGCUCGGCGAGGACAUCUUGGACGGCGUCCUCGUUGCCGUCGCCCCGCAGCAGUUCACAAGUUAUGUGCUUCAGAGUACGAGCAUUCGGGAGAAAGUGGAGUUGAUCUUCAAGGUGACGGGGCAGGCGCCAGAUGACAGGGUCACGUCAUCGGAUC